AUGAAGUCUGUCAAUCAUUUUAUAGGCUGUGCAAUCCUGCUAGGGGCGAGGAUUGUCAUGGCUAACAAUGCGGUUUCUGGCAACGCCUUUACGAACAACAAUGGUCUUGCGGCCGCGGAAGCUGCUGCCCCUAUGUGGUACAUGCCAUCGGGAACUUGCAUGCCAUCAGCUGCUGAAGAUGGCCAAGGCCAUCAGACGAAUGGUGUUGACGCGGACAAUUGUAACAUUGGAAAACUUUCCCAUAACUGUCCACCGCAGCCGCAAUGGCAAGGGACCAAUACCUUCUAUGGAAACGUCGCAGGCGAGCCAUUUGGCACUAUCCCGACGUACUGGUCAGUUAAAAAGUGUGGUGACAAUUGGAAGGUGAUCUACUAUGUUUAUUUCAAGAAGGACACUGGUCACAAGAGUGACUGGGAAGGCAUCGUCGUGAGCUUCAGAAACAGCGGGGGAGACAAUUGGGUUCGUGACACGGUCAAGAUGGAACAGGAUGGCAAUCAUAAGCAGAUCAACUGGAGCGAUAUCAACGACACUUUUGAUGGUUUGGGCGACUGGCAAAACUUCCAGCAGAAGAACCGCGACCACGGAAAAUUCUACUUUGGCAAAUUCCACCACUCAGUCCACCAAGAUUGGCACACAACCAGCUUUAAAAAUACCUGUCCUCCGAACUCUGACAAUGAUUUCCGCAACGGAGACUACCAAUUCUGGGCCAAGAACAAUCUUCGCCACGUCUCAGUCCUGAACCCUAGCUGGAAUUGGGGCAAGGCAUCCUCACCGGCAAAUAUCGAUCUCUGUAGUUACUAG
Molecule: messenger RNA, 801 nt
Organism: Pochonia chlamydosporia 170
Lineage: Eukaryota; Fungi; Ascomycota; Sordariomycetes; Hypocreales; Clavicipitaceae
Exons: 2
Coding region: 1-801 (266 amino acids)
Source: RefSeq, a predicted model, not a curated record